UUUGAUGUACGUUACAUUUUCCGCAUCACAUGUUAGGGGGUGCGCCAUGGCACUUGGAAAUCUGGCUCUGUGGUUACUGACUCUGUCGUCACUGCCAUCACCAAGGAGGGAUAUAGACAUGUUGAUACCGCAGCGCAAUAUGGAAUCCAAGAAGAGGUAGGGAAAGGGCUGCAAGCUGCUCUGCAAUCAGGCAUAGAGAGGAAGGACCUCUUCAUCACAUCAAAGCUAUGAUGUUUAUUAUGUAUAUAAUUAGUGACAUAUAAUAAAAUUCUUUAUAUGUUUAGUAUCCUUGUGAUUGAUUCAAUUUAGAUGAUUUUGUUGGGACAUGGCAGGUGUGAGGAUUUAUCAGCAGAAAGAGUUCGACCGGCGCUGCAGAACACUCUCCAAGAACUGCAACUUGAUUACCUUGAUUUGUAUCUGAUUCACUGGCCAUUUAGGCUGAAAGAAGGUGCGCAUAGGCCUCCGGAGGCAGGAGAAGUGUUAGAUUUUGAUAUGGAGGGAGUGUGGAGAGAAAUGGAAAAGUUGGUGAAGGAUGGACUUGUUAGAGACAUUGGCAUCUCUAAUUUCACAAUCAAGAAGCUCAAUAAGCUGCUCAAGCUUGCCCAGACAAUUCCUGCUGUCUGCCAAAUGGAGAUGCAUCCAGGAUGGAGGAAUGACAAGAUGCUUCAAGCUUGCAAGAAGAAUGGUAUUCAUGCCACUUCUAGUAAUGCAGGCUUAUUCACCACUAGGAUCUGUUGGGGUUGGACCAACCCAGCUUGGGUCCCUUCUCAUGUGUGGGUCACAUGGUGGAAGAUUGUAGGACAUUGUGUCCGGGUGGUUUUUCCCCUCGUCUUGAGGGGUUUUCACAAAGGAAGUAAUCGAGAUACACAGUGUGUCCCGACAAGAGGAUCAUCAAGCGACGAUCGAGAUCUCAUGCAUGACGCUGCAGUUAAUAAGGUGGCAAGCAAGCUGAACAAGAGUCCAUGCCAGGUUCUUAUCAAAUGGGCACUGCAGAGAGAGACUAGUGUGAUCCCCAAGUCCACCCAUGCUGAAAGAAUCCAUGAGAAUAUUCAGGUUUUUGGAUGGGAGAUUCCUGAAGGGGAUUUUAAAGUUCUGAGCAGCAUCAGUGAUCAGAGAAGGGUCUUGGAUGGAGAAGAUCUGUUUGUCAACAAAGAGCUGUUAAGGGUGUUUGAUCAGACAUAUCACUGGAGCCAUUGGAAGUGCAGAGAAGGGUCUUGGAUGGAGAAGAUCUGUUGCUCCCCAGGUCCCUGCACAUGCCUCCAGCCUCCAGCUCACUCUCCACUACCGCCGAAGACUGUUGAACUUAGCAUUGAAUUGGGAUUCACAUCAUCCCAGAAUUAUCUUAAUGUUGUGUUUCAUUUAGAAUUUACUUUCACUGUAUGUUUGUAUUUUAUAUUUCGAUUGUUGUGGUUGUAUGAACUAUGCUGCUUCUCUGGCACGCACAUAAGUUGUUUGUUUAAAUGCUUGAAUGAAUUAAUGAAGUGAAUGCAAGGAAUUUCAGUGCA
Messenger RNA from Dioscorea cayenensis subsp. rotundata (Guinea yam), 1505 nucleotides. Its product is annotated as aldose reductase-like. NCBI's taxonomy places the organism in Eukaryota, Viridiplantae, Streptophyta, Magnoliopsida, Dioscoreales, Dioscoreaceae. Gene Ontology annotation, molecular function: aldose reductase (NADPH) activity. Gene Ontology annotation, cellular component: cytosol. Bases 310 to 1485 code for a protein of 391 amino acids. The record is from RefSeq and is a predicted model, not a curated record. The transcript has 9 exons.